Messenger RNA from Lactuca virosa, 585 nucleotides. NCBI's taxonomy places the organism in Eukaryota, Viridiplantae, Streptophyta, Magnoliopsida, Asterales, Asteraceae. The record is from the annotation of a GenBank genome assembly.
AUGGUGACACAAGAAGUCCGGCAGCAGCGGCUUAACGGCAACGUCGGCGGCAGCAACCACGAAGCCCACAGCCCCAAACGCGACCGGCUUCUCUCACGACCACGACGUCGGUCUUCUUCUUCUUCUGCCACCACGGAAAUAACGACAUCUGAUGGCAUCGAUGAAACAGUACCAGCAUCAAAAGAUCGGUUAGCGGCGGCGCUCGACGGCCCUAGCGACGAUGGCGGCAUGGCUAAAAGGCGGGGCAAGAGAAGAAAGAGAAGAAGAGGCGUCCGAGGACGCUAUCACACUGCCCAGACGUCGCUCCAGUCGGCUUUCUUCGCUCGCGCAUGGCGUCACCGGCAGCAAAGGUGUGACGGCUUCACAAUGGGGAGGCAGCAGGUGGCGGUCACAACAAUGGUUCUCCGAUCCCUACCAGGUGCAGCUACCCUCGACAGCCCUCGGUGGUCUCUCCCGGCUACGCACAACAACCGGCGACGAAUGAUGGUGAUGAUCCGAUGGCAAGACGACAAGCGACGAGGUGGCGGCCAAGAAAGAGGAUGGAGAUGGCGGCUGGUGCUUAGAGGCUUAGGGUUAGGGUAUUGA